Messenger RNA from Talaromyces proteolyticus, 1084 nucleotides. Its product is annotated as putative GNAT family acetyltransferase. Bases 252 to 950 code for a protein of 232 amino acids. The record is from RefSeq and is a predicted model, not a curated record. Gene Ontology annotation, molecular function: acyltransferase activity, transferring groups other than amino-acyl groups. The transcript is spliced from 3 exons. Lineage: Eukaryota; Fungi; Ascomycota; Eurotiomycetes; Eurotiales; Trichocomaceae.
CUUCGUCGUCGUGUUGCGGUUGUUUCAUCCAUUGACUGUUGAUCGUACUCUUUGGUUCAUUUUUCUGUUUGUGUGUCCAGCACAUUGACAUUGAUGGACCAUCCCGCGCAUUGCAACCGCAUGUGUUUUGCUCGAGUCGAAAUCGAGUGUGGUGUAUCUAAAUCAGCCAAAAACCGGCAUUGACCGUUACCAAACAAGUGCCUUAUAAGCAGUUGCAUUUCCAUGUCUAUUCAGUAACUCUCUUGAUCACAAUGCCCAUCCAAGUCCGUCCGCUGCAGAAAGAGGAUAUCCCCGAGGUCGUCGAGUGCAUCCAGCAGGGCUUCGCUGACGACCCCUAUUUCCGCUGGGUGUUUAACGCUGAACAGUUCAAUAAACAGAGAAACUCAAGCUCGCUCACAGCCCGCUGUCUGUGGGGGAUCAACAAUGCCUUGUUCUACGUUGCUCAAGAGGUUGAUGUUGCCUCGACAACCCCGUCCCCAGUGCUAGGCGUCUCGUGCUGGCUUGCUCCGCAACCAGCCUCCCAGCCUGAAUCCUGGUACACCUGGUCGCAAUCCCUGCUCCUAUCAUUUCGGCAAUUCCUCACGAAUCUCCGCUACCUCGGCCGCGGCGGCCUGAUCACGAAACGCUACUGGAUCUGGAAAGCGCAACAGGGAGCCGCGCAGACUGAGUUGUGGACGGAUAAGGAGCGGGGCUAUUAUUUCUGUAACAUCGUGACAGUUAGACCGGAGGCGCAGGGCAAGGGGAUUGGGCGGAAGUUGUUUGAGGUGGUCACCGAUCGUGCUGAUAAAGAAGGCGUCAAGUGCUACCUCGAGAGCUCUAAGGAUGAGCCGAAUGUGAAGAUUUAUGAGAAGAUGGGGUUUGAGAUGGUCAAGACGAUGGAGUGUGAGGAUGGAGGGGAGGUAUGCCAGUUGUUUUGCAUGGUUCGACAGCCAAAGACUGAUAAGAUCUAGCUUUGUAUGGAGUUCAUUUCGGGUUUGCCAUGGUUCGCUGCAUUGUUAUUUCGGGAGUAUCAACUGAUGUCAAGAUUGUCAAUACAUAGUAGAAUGUCGAUAUCGAUAAAUUAAAUAUAUCAAGUAUUUGAAUA